Molecule: messenger RNA, 1758 nt
Organism: Propithecus coquereli (Coquerel's sifaka)
Lineage: Eukaryota; Metazoa; Chordata; Mammalia; Primates; Indriidae
Gene: FAM151A
Product: family with sequence similarity 151, member A
Exons: 8
Coding region: 1-1758 (585 amino acids)
Source: RefSeq, a predicted model, not a curated record
AUGGCCUACCAGCAGUGGUGCUCAGGCAGACAGGCCAAGUGGGCAAUCGCUGGCAUUGCCACUGUGGUUCUGGUGUUCAUCGUCGGGAUGGUCCUAAGCCUCAUCCUGCGAAGGCCAGGCUGUGGGCAGGAUGCCUGUCGCCCCGAUGCGGACAUGCUGGACUACCUGCUGAGCUUGGGCCAGAUCAGCCACCGAGAUGGCCUGCAGGUCACCUGGUACCACGCGGCCAACAGCCAGGAAGAGAUGGGGGCUGCCUUGAACAGCAAUGCCAUGGUCUUGGAGGCUGACGUCACUGUAGAAGGGCUCAACACAGCCAACGAGACAGGCGUCCCUGUCAUGGCACACCCCCCAGCCAUCUACAGCGACAACACGCUGCAGCAGUGGCUGGACGCCGUGCUGUCCUCUUCCCAGAAAGGAAUCAAGCUGGACUUCAAGAGCCUCAAGGCUGUGGGCCCCUCCCUGGACCUCCUGCGGCAGCUGACGGAGGCCGGCAGAGUCCGGAGGCCCGUGUGGAUCAAUGCUGACAUCCUAAGGGGCCCCAACGUGCCUAUCUCAACUGAGGUCGAUGCCACGCAGUUCCUGGCCCUGGUUCAAGAGAAGUACCCUGAGGCCACCCUGUCUCCAGGCUGGACCACCCUCUACGUGCCCCUCUUCCCCAACAGGACGUACACCCGAGACAUGGUGGAGAAAAUGCAGGAGCUGGUGGGGGCACUGCCGCAGAGGGUCACCUUCCCCGUGCGGGCUGUCAUGGCUCGGGCUGCCUGGCCCCACUUCAGCUGGCUGCUGGGCCAAUCUGAGAGGUACAGCCUGACACUGUGGCAGGGCGACUCAGACCCCAUGUCAGUGGACGAUCUGCUCUACGUCCGGGACAACAGCGCGGCCCACCAAGUCUACUAUGACCUCUUCGAGCCUGUGCUGUCGCAGUUCAAGCAGCUGGCCUCGAAUACUACACGGAAGCGAACGUACUACACAGCAGGCAGCCUGAUCCCUCUUCUCCAGCUGCCCGGGGGUGACGGUCUGGAUGUGGAGUGGCUGGUUCCUGACGUCCAGGGCAGUGGAAGAGCAGCAGCAGUGACCUUCCCAGACAGAGCAGGCAUGAUCCUGCUGAACGUUGGCCUCCAGGGAACCGCAGCCGAGGACCCCGUGCCCAUCGUCCAUGCCCCAGGUGGCCCUGUCCUGAUGCUGGAGUCGUGCCUGCUGCAGCUGGCCACACACCCCGGACGCUGGGGCGUCCAUCUGCAAAUUGCAGAGCCUACAGCCCUCCGGCCAUCCCUGGCCUUGCUAGCACGCCUCUCCGCCCUUGGCUUCCUGCCUCGGCCUGUGUGGGUUGGGGCCACUAUCUCCCAUGGGAGUUUUGUGGUCCCUGGCCACGUGGACGGCAGAGAGUUGCUUACAGCUGUGGCGGAGGUCUUCCCCCACGUGACCGUGGCACCAGGCUGGCCUGCAGAGGUGCUGGGCAGUGGCUACAGGGAACAGCUGCUUACGGAUAUGCUGGAGCUGUGCCAGGGGCUCUGGCAACCUGUGUCCUUCCAGCUGCAGGCCAGGCCAUUGGGCCAGAGCACAGCUGGAGCAGUGGCCAGGCUGCUGGCAGCCUCUCCCCGGGCCACGGUCACAGUGGAGCACAGCUCUGCCGGGGGUAACUACGCCUCUGUGAAGGCAGCGCUGCUGGCAGCAAGGGCCGUGGACAGGACCCGAGUCUACUACAGGCUGCCCCAGGGCUGCCGCGAGGACUUGCUGGCAGAUGCUGGCAGGAACUGA